AUGUUAUUCCAGAAGUUGUACAAUUACUUUACAUUGAGUAUAAAAAGAUGUCAUGUUCUUCGAGAAGCACUUGAUAAAUCUCCAUAUGGUUUAAAUAUCAAAUCCGUAUCUGAUACAAGAUGGACUGCUAAUUAUGGAUCCAUUCUUGCUGUUAUUGAAUCAUAUGAUGAAAUUAUUUAUUGUUUCCAAUUGAUUGAAGAAGGAGAACAAUUCGAUAAAGAAUCAAAACUUCAAGGUAAGAAUUUAAGAAACAAAUUUAUUUCGUAUGAAAUAAUCGUAUUAUUAAAAUUUAUGGAAAAUAUAACACGAACAACCAAUUCAUUAACAGCACAUCUACAAACAAAGCAAUUGAAUAUAUUAUCAUCAAUGGAAUUAAUAACUAAUACGUUAAAACUAAUCAAAAUGAUGAGAAAUCAAUGA
Messenger RNA from Rotaria sp. Silwood2, 420 nucleotides. NCBI's taxonomy places the organism in Eukaryota, Metazoa, Rotifera, Eurotatoria, Philodinida, Philodinidae. The record is from the annotation of a GenBank genome assembly.